AUGAUGACAGAAGCAGAAAGCACCGCUAAUGCGAUGUCUCAGUCUAUCGAUUAUAAUAACUAUACAGUGAAUCGUUCAUAUCCGACAACGGCAUAUAAUUAUCGUCAUGAUAAUUCUUGGGAAAAAGCAAAUUACGGAACAUUUCAUCAUCAAUCAUCAUUAUUUUCAACCGGUGGUAUUUCAUCCAUUAAUAAAUUCUAUCAUCCAUCUUUCAACGCCAUUCCGAAUCUCAAUAAUACAAAUCCAAAUUUCUAUCGGCGUCAUACUGAAUCAACCUUACAGACAUCGACUUCGCUCUAUCCCUCGUCUACAUCUAAUCAUUCUUCAAAUGUUCCAUUUAAUUAUUCAAAUCAUUCAUCGGGACUUUUUUUUGAUUGGAACAAUAAUGGAUCAUCUCUAAUGCGUACGCAGAGUGCUUCAUAUCAAGACUAUGCGGGAUCAACUUCAUAUCCAUCGUACAGUCCAAUAACUUCAUCGCAAUUAACAGCCAACGAUAAGUCUACUGUCAAUAGCCGAGUAUCACAAAUGGCAUCGAAUAACCCUUAUCCAUCAUUUUAUAAUAUAAUACCGCCGAUAAAUUUCCCAUUAACUCCGCCGUCGUCGAUUGUAACUUCAACGAUCUCGCAAGCAUCGAAGCUUUCUGUUCCGUCCAAAAAAAGCAAACGCCCACGUUUGACUGCUCAUGUUCGUAAUGAAAUUCUUAAACUUAAAGCAAAUAAGCCAACUAUAUUCGUCUGGGAAAUUCAACAGAAUCUAUUGCAAAAUGGUAUUUGCACUGCGCAAACUUUACCAAGUCCGACAGUUAUUCAACGAGUUCUUACUAAAUCGUCGAAAAACAACAGUGCAACAAUUAAAGAAGAACCAAAAGUACAUGUCAAUUUACCAUCAAGAUUAAAUCCUUCGUCGUCAGUAACAAUAUGUUUGUCGCCAUCACCAUCGCCAACAUUAUCGAAUGGUGAAUCGAUUUCUGAGUGUUCAAUUUGUCUUGAAUCCUAUCGUAGCGGUCAAGAAGUUAGUAUAUUGGCUUGUUCACAUGAAUAUCAUUCAUCAUGUAUCGGUGAAUGGAUGUUAAAAAAUCGUUCGUGUCCAAUGUGUCGAAAAGAUAUUCAUAAUCAACCACAAUUUGUUACACUUUUGAUUUGA
This is a messenger RNA of Rotaria socialis, 1143 nucleotides long. Lineage: Eukaryota; Metazoa; Rotifera; Eurotatoria; Philodinida; Philodinidae. The record is from the annotation of a GenBank genome assembly.